GUUAAUAGUGAGGGAAUGAGCCGCGCGUGACGCGUGAGAAUAGUCGCACCUCAGCGGGCAGGAAGGUGUUUUGAUGGAUGCGAGGUUAUCCCGAAGAACAUUUGCCAUCUCUUUUGGAAAGGAAACCAAUAGAAACGCGUUUUCUCUAUGUAAUGAAUCCCCUCCUCCCCUUCCUCCUCCUCCUCCUCCUCCUCCGACAUAACGGAGCGAUGCUGGCGUUCAUGCUUCAAUCGAAACGCGUCUAAUCGAAACGCGGCUUCGACGCGAUGGAGACGGAGUCCCUGGCGUGAUUUAAAGGGGGAAGCCCUUAGUUCAACACGAUUGAGACACAAUGCACGCCUCCUGUCGCGAAUACGAAGGCUUUCUCUGGACGUGUAGACUCCUAAUGUCACCUCGCUGAGCGAUGAUGCUCGCGUCACGGCUCGCGUUCACUCAUCGUCCGCUUUAUUCGCGAGAGAAGCAGCAGAACGGAUACUUGACCACUGCGAAACUGCCCUUUUCACGCUUCAAGCCUCUUCUGGUUAUCGGCAAGGGACACAUUAUUAUAACCACGAGGGCCAGGGACACACGAUUAAAGUUUCAAAGAUGUAAAUCGAGGUCUGGUAUGAGUGAAGUCGCCUCCGUCUAGCACAAACUAGAGCUCACAUUUGAGAGUCGAAAGAGGACGUCCGUUCAGCGUUUGCUCCGCACCACACCAUGAGCCAGCCACAGCCCCCUCAGCAGGCGGCAGCGCCGGACCUGGAGGUGAUCUCCCAGCAGGUGGAGGAUGAAGGCCAGUGCAUGGCUCCAGUGCAGCUGGUCAGCUUCACCUACAGGGACCUUCCUCUGGCUGCCCUGGACCUCUCGCUGGCCGGAUCCCAGCUACUUUCCAAUCUGGACGAAGACGACAACCAAGAUGGGUCUAACUGGCUGAAGCCGUGCUGCGGGAGGAGAGCAGCGCUGUGGCAGGUGUGUUUGCUGAGCGCCGGCUUCAACUGUUUCCUGGUGGCCUGUGUCAUCUUGGUGGUGCUCUUACUGACUGUGGAACUGCUCAUUGAUACUAAGCUCCUACAAUUUAAUAAUGCGUUCCAGUUCGCAUGUAUCAUCCACUGGAUCAGCCUGGUCAUCCUGUCCGUGUUCUUCACCGAGACUGUCUUUAGGAUCGUGGUGCUCGGGAUUUGGGAUUAUAUAGAGAACAAAGUUGAGGUAUUUGACGGUGCUGUGAUUGUACUCUCUCUGGCCCCAAUGGUGGCCUCCACGGUGGCUAACGGCCCCGGCAGCCCCUGGGACGCCAUCAGCCUCAUCAUCACCCUCCGCAUCUGGAGGGUCAAGAGAAUCAUUGACGCGUACGUGCUGCAGGUGAAGGUGGAGACGGAGCUGGAGAUCCAGCAGUAUGAGAAGACCAAAGCUGUGAGGGAGGAACAGCUGGAGAGACUCACACAGAUCUGUCAGGAACAGGCCUUUGAGAUCAGGCAGCUGAGGGCUCACCUGGCGCAGCAGGAUUUGGACCUGGCCGCUGAGCGUGAUGCCGCCAUGCAGAUCCACCAUGUGUGGGGCAAACAGAGCAGCAGCUUCCAGGAAAUAGACGGCCUGGGACCCGCUGGAUCUGACAACACCAGAGAGCCCAGACCUCCUCCAGAGAGCGCCGUUCAGGAUGAUAUGAAUAACUACAUCAGUCAGUAUUACAGUGAGCCAAGUAGCGACAUCGGGGUGCCCGACCCUGGUGCACGUGUCAUAACCACAGCAGCCAUAGAUGUCCACCUUCCUACCAACCCCAACCAGUUGCCGCCUUCCCUUGUCAGUGCUGACGGCCCGGGCAGUGGUCAGGAGCGCACGGGCAGCUCUGUAAGUGAAGCAUCCAGCACGACCAUGUCCCGGUCCAGCUGCAGCUUCACAGCCCGGCAGCACAGCGUCAGCAGCCACACGCUGGGCUCCACGACUGACUGCAGCUCCACCGUACGGGAGGCGUCCACCUCCGACUACAGCGGCCAACACUGCUGCCCUCCUCCGUACUGCAGCCCUUUGACCCUGGGCACACAACCGGGUGUCCACGACCCCAGCGCGGUGGUCAAAGAGCUGCUCUCUUCCCUGUCCGAGGACUCUUGCCUGGCACAGAAAGGCAGGGUGGACCCGGUCAACCUUAAAUUGCCCAGUCCGGCAGGGUCGGUCAAGGCCAGUCCGGAACUGGAGCACAGGGUGAAAAUAUACAACAAGAGAAACCAGGAACGUCUGGGUGUAUUCCAGACCAAGCCACUAAUUCACCUGCAGGGGACUGAGCCAUCACUGGAGGAGAAGUACAGGCUUAUGGAGCCGGCAGAUACUCCACUCAGCCAUAUAACGGACACAUAGAGCAUGACGUUUGGGACGGUGACCACCAACACCAGCUGAAGCAGCCUCUCUCUUGGCCUCUCUCUAUCUCUAUAUAUAGCUUACUCACUGGCUGUGUCGGAAACAUGAAAUGUAUUGCCUUCGCUGACAGUAUCCCGAAGUUAGUAAGCCAUCAAGGCAUAUCCGAGUCUAGUGACCGGCCAAGUAGUUUAAGAGGCAGUGUAAAUGGCUCUAUGCCAGCACUGCGUAUGGUGAGCCACCUUCCUGCAGAGUUCAGGUCCAAAACUACACCUUCCCGUAGUUUUCAAGUAAUCCAGGACACCUUGGUUGGUUGGUUCAGGUGUGUUUGAUAAGGGUUGGAGCUAAAUUUUAUGUGAAGGUAACUCUCCAAAAGCAGGGUUAGCUACCCCUGCUUCUUUUUGCAAGAUUAGUAGGAAUUGCCUUGUCACAAAUGGUACAAAUAUAAAGGCUGGAACAUACUACGUCUUUUAAAAUCUGAACAGUAGGUAUCAUUUUAGUUAGUACUUUGUAAACGGUUACAGAAAAAAAAAUCUUACACUAAACCACUGAGGCAGGUGCUUUUAUUAAGAUUGACUCCAGGCAAAAGUCAUAAAGUUGUAUUCCAGCCUUAAGUUUCUGUCAGACUCUGCAGGAAGGUGGCUGUAAACGAGCUGGAUUGGACAAUGCAUUAAACAAUGGCCAUUGUGAUAUUUAUUCCAGUGUUUCCUCAACCAUGCUCUUGAAAGUAAAACUAAAGACAUUUUUGAACUCCUCCUAAUCAAACACACCAACUCAUCAGCCCUUUAAUAGAGACUACAACACCGGAGGCAGAUCAGUCAGGUUAAGACAUCCAAAAUGUGUACCAGUGUGCAUUCAGCGUGUCGACUAGAAGCAUUACUAGUUCACUACUUGGUGCGUCCCUACUAUUGAAACGCCUCCAUUUGGUCAAUACAUUGGACAUAUCAUUCCCCAUCUAUGAUAUCCCAACACCUGGUUCAGUGGUUACUUGAAAAGUGUCCGGGAAAUAGGUGGAAAUUGACAGAUUAGGGGUUUUGAAGCCUGUCUAAAACCUUAGGGCACAGUUCCUCAAAUCCGACCAAAGUAAGGGCCACUGCCCUCCAGAGUUUAACUCCAAUUCUUAUUUUUUAAGAUUUAUUUUUGGUGUUUUUGCCAUUUUAUUAGGAUAGGACAGUAUUUAAGACAGGAAGCUAAGUGGGAGAUAGGGAGCGGGAUCGGGAAAGGCCUGCGUGCCGGGACUCAAACUAGGGACACCUGAAGCACAAUGGAACCAUAUGUCUGUGCACUGCCCACAGUUUGAUCAAGGUUUGAGCUAAACUCUUCAAGGCAGUAGCACUUCAGGCACAGAUUUGAGUAACCCUGCCUUUAGGAGUACCUUCAUCCAAAAACUUUGAAUGAUCGGGCAGCACUUUUUUGUUUCAGACACAGCCAAUCUGUCUUUCUCUUUCUGUGUCAAACAGCACUAUUAUACUCUCUCCCAGGUUUCAUGUUCUCAGAAAGGGGCACAGGAAGUGACUUGAGAAUAAUGCUCUCUGCUACCCGCCUCAUGCAAUUUUCCUCUUUACAGAUGCACAUUUCUCUUUCUCUCUCUCUCUCUCUCUCUCCAACUCUGCAAGAGCACUUGAACUUUGUCACUCCUGCCAAAAUUGCACAACCUUCCAAGGAGUCAGGGAGCGGUACUUUGGGAGCCAUCAUUGGAAGAUCCUUCAGGAAUUUCAGUGUGUCUGUUGGGCGAGUGGUGUAUGAAACCAGCAAAAACACACUCUUUUAGACGGUAGACCAAUAUCUUGAGUGUGGCUGGAAGACUUAUCACGUGUUCUCAUUCAGGGUGGCGUGGGAGGGAGUUUUUAUUUGUCGAUUUGUUUAUUUGUAUGAAAUGUAACUGACACACAAUGUCCAGUCCGUUUCCCCCAAAGCUGCAGGGUUAACAUUUGAUCCGUGUUCAAAGCUGUGUGAUUCAGCCAAAUUUCUUACCUUUGCCUUUCUUACAUUACUGAUGCUGAUGUUUGUAUUCGAAUUCUAUGCGAGAAUAAAAGUGCUAAACUUAAGUAUUUUUAAAACACGGAGAGCAAACAUAUACAGUAUUGGAAGAUUUUUAUUAGAAAUUAUGGUUAGAAUGUUGUCAUUACCCUAAACCUUAACCCCCAUCCCAAUAGCAUGAGCCUUUGAAAAGAUCUAUCUGCUUACUGACUGAGGCAAAUGAAUCCCGUGUUAUCAACAAGGGAUUUUAUAAAUUGGUAAUGGGAGAGAUUGUCAAGAAAUUAAAAGUUGGCAAAUUCAAA
Molecule: messenger RNA, 4607 nt
Organism: Carassius gibelio (silver crucian carp)
Lineage: Eukaryota; Metazoa; Chordata; Actinopteri; Cypriniformes; Cyprinidae
Product: transmembrane protein 266
Exons: 11
Coding region: 697-2328 (543 amino acids)
Cellular component (GO): plasma membrane
Molecular function (GO): voltage-gated channel activity
Source: RefSeq, a predicted model, not a curated record